This is a messenger RNA of Lodderomyces orthopsilosis Co 90-125, 816 nucleotides long. RefSeq names its product CAAX prenyl protease (gene RCE1). Gene Ontology annotation, biological process: CAAX-box protein processing. Gene Ontology annotation, molecular function: metalloendopeptidase activity. Gene Ontology annotation, cellular component: endoplasmic reticulum membrane. Bases 1 to 816 code for a protein of 271 amino acids. The record is from RefSeq and is a predicted model, not a curated record. The transcript has a single exon. Lineage: Eukaryota; Fungi; Ascomycota; Pichiomycetes; Serinales; Debaryomycetaceae.
AUGUUUCCACCCAACAUGGCCAUGUUUUAUGAGAUACUAACGUUGGCCAUUGCUUCAUCAUAUGUAUUUGCAAUCUAUUUCGGACAACCAGCUUCUCUACAUAAUAAGGAUCGUGAUAAUUUGAAAGUAAUCAGAUAUAGAUUACAACGUGUUACUAUACUUUGUGUUGUACUCAUCAUCAUUAUUCCAUUGUUGAUACCUGGAACAUUUCGUGAUAAUAUACGACAAAUCGGUUUGAUACCGGGGUACACUAAUAGUGAAAGUAUCUCAGCCAAUUUUAUCAACAUUUGGUAUGCAUUAAAAUUUAUCAAUAUCUUAUUUGUGUCGUCGAUAUUUCAAAUUUUUGUUGAAGAUUAUCAUUCAACAUUCGAUGAUGUGUACACUACGCCCCUAAUUUAUCAUUUUAGAGACUACGUGUUUGCACCAAUUACGGAAGAGCUAAUAUAUCGUGGUUUGAUUCUACUCGUUGUGACAAAGACAUGUCCAAGUUUCAUCAAAUAUACACCAUAUCUAUUUGGUGUUGCCCAUUUCCACCACGCACUACAAUUGUAUUGCAAAGAAGCACUGAGCUUGCCACAAAUUGUUGUAUCGACAUUGUUUCAAUUCACAUAUACUUCAAUAUUUGGAUUCUUAGCCAAUUGGUUAUACCUCAAAACUGAUUUCAAUCUAUGGUGCCCUAUUAUUAUUCAUCUGUUUUGCAAUUUAUAUGGAUUUCCUACAUUGACUGUGGACUCAAAGAAAUGUGUGGUGCAUUCAAUCUACUACCUGUUGGUAAUAGGUGGACUUUAUCAUACAUACAGAGAAAUCGUUGGUUGA